Cladophialophora immunda is the source of this 1897-nucleotide messenger RNA. RefSeq lists its product as uncharacterized. NCBI's taxonomy places the organism in Eukaryota, Fungi, Ascomycota, Eurotiomycetes, Chaetothyriales, Herpotrichiellaceae. The transcript has a single exon. Bases 720 to 1769 code for a protein of 349 amino acids. The record is from RefSeq and is a predicted model, not a curated record.
CCUGAAUCCUGCUCCCUGGCCAAGAAGAAGCGCCCGACUCUGCAAGCUAAUGUGCGCACCUGGUGCGCCAGCCCUAUCCUUCCCCCAGCUCUGGCUCCGGCCCAACAAUCAAGCCACACCUGUUUUCUCCGUGCCCCUCCCAGACAAUCCUAACCGCCGAUACCUGGUCAACGGAGCCUGGAAAGGACACCAGGUCCGUUCGAUGCCUGAGAACGCGGGAAAAGAGCCCAAAUACUCCAGGAUUUGCCAGCACUGGUUUGCUUAGCUGGGCAAUGGCGGCAAAUAUGGGAACAUCUUAUUUCGUGGGCUACUCGCCCGGAUGACGCGGUGGGUACUCACCACCUAUGUCCCUUCCAACGCCUCCAGCCAUAUCAGCUGCCCACACCCAGGGACCUGCGUUCUUUUUAUUUCUCUUAAACGGUGUUGCCUAUGUUGGUUUUAAAACGUGUCUUGACGCUUAUGUGAGGCUCAUGGACACCCUGAUUACGCCUUCUGCUUGAGAUCGGUGCGACACUGUGACUACGAUACUAAUAAGGAGGCUCUGACGAUCUCGAGUUGGGCUCACCCCUUUACGUGCUUAUGCACACCAGCCCUAACCCUCCUGGAUCGCGAAUAAAAGCCCUCUCGCUAGAUUUCUCCUACCCACUUGGCCCGACCAUAAGAACUACGGGCAUACACGACAAGUUCAGCUGGAGUCGAAAGACAAAUUUCUCGAUUUGAUGAGUGGGCCUUCAGCGUUGUCAGAGGCCACUACAGCAAGCAAAAUGCUUGCCAUAUCUAUGGCUCCGCCUAUGCCACAUCUUCUAUCUCGCCUCGAUCCGGUCCAUCCAUUAUCGAUGUUUCCGACAGAAAAUGUUGGGUCUCUCCAUCCUGCCUCGCCGGGGAAAAAGCCGAAGUUGUCACUAAGGACUUCUGAUCUCGCUCCCACAUUUCAUGGCUCGACCAGUCGUCAAAAUGGCAUCAAUUCUGGCGCUACCGCAACCCCGACGACGUUGAACACCUUCAACAAUACAUUCGACCUUGCCUACAGACCAUCACCAGUGACAACUCUUCCAUCACCAGGACCACAUUUGCAAACAAGAGGCAGCGCACAUCCGACCUCCCCAGCUGUGAAACUGUCAGAGCGCCCUUACCUCCUGAACUUGCCCUUUGGCGUCCGCUCGAUACUGAAGAAUAGUCCGCUUCCGCGGGAUAUCCGGCGGCCUUCUGUCAGCGCAAGCCCCCGAGUGGCCGGUCGAAGAGUGUUUUUCCCAGCUCCCAAAAGGGUAGCUUUCCGGGCCGAAUUGGAGGAAGAAAUCGUCACAAGGAAUUACAUCAUGCGCCACGCAGACCUGAGUUCAUCCGAUGAGGAAUCUCUUUCUUCCGAGAAUGAAGAGCAAAGUGGAACUUCCACCGACGAAGACGGAGAUGACGGCGAUAAAGGCCGAGAGAUCCGCGUGGAUGAAGCCUCGCCACGUAAGAAGAGGAAGCGGAUGUCUAUUGCUGUAUCUCCUUCGACUUCAUCUGCACUGGAUCGAGGCAGGCUAGAAAGACCACAAAGCGGUUCAAUUUCGAGUUCGAAGCGGAGGCGAAGGAGAUGGGAAUGGACAAUAGACCCGUCGAUGUCUAAUCCAUCUCGGUUGGAGAAGGAGUCGGAAAACUUUAGUGAAAAUCGGGAUCCUCGAGUGGAAGAGCCGAAAAGAUGCUCAAAUGUAGAGGUGGUCCAGGAUGGGAAACAGCCUGAGCAGGUUGAAGCGGGCAGUCGGGUCAAUGACUGUUCAAAUGGCUGAACAUGUACUUCUCAAAAGAACUGUAUUUAUGAAAUAACGAUCAGAGUAUUCCAAACACAACAUUUAUGUACUCCAGGAUAAUUGAUGAGACAUAUACGAAGAACCCACUACUCGGUUUUAGCGCCUUG